Molecule: messenger RNA, 568 nt
Organism: Saccostrea cuccullata (small rock oyster)
Lineage: Eukaryota; Metazoa; Mollusca; Bivalvia; Ostreida; Ostreidae
Product: complement C1q subcomponent subunit B-like
Exons: 2
Coding region: 102-557 (151 amino acids)
Molecular function (GO): protein binding
Source: RefSeq, a predicted model, not a curated record
UGAGAUAAUCACGCAUAUUUACUCCAGAACAAAAGUCAUCGCCAGCAAAAACUUGCAUUGCAUGGAUUAAAUUGGAAUUCGUUACUUAUUAAAUUUAUAGAAUGAUGAAGUCUUUGUGGCAGCUGAGAUAUGCCAUUUUUCUUUGUGGUACAUGUAUGUUUGCAAAUGCAAGACCAAAAGUUGCAUUCACGGCAACGUUGACAAGGGUUACUCACCUCGCCUACCAUCAAGCUGUUAAAUAUGAUAGAGUCCUGUCCAACAUAGGAAGAGCUUAUCAUCCCUGGACUGGACACUUCACUGUCCCAAUGGAUGGUGUCUACCUUAUUUCGUGCACUGCAAUGAGUGAAACUAAUAUGGCUGCAUAUGUACAGAUAAUAAAAAAUCGACAGGUUAUGUCAACAUUACAUUCUUCUGCUGGAACAUACCCUCAGAGUUCCCAAACGCUUGUUUUGAGAUUGAGGAAAAAUGACCGCGUGUGGGUUAGGGGAAUGUUUCACAAUCAAAUAUUGAACGACAAUAGUUCUUACAACGUUUUUACAGGGGUAUUACUGAAUUAAGAUGUCUUGUU